Molecule: messenger RNA, 387 nt
Organism: Pyricularia pennisetigena
Lineage: Eukaryota; Fungi; Ascomycota; Sordariomycetes; Magnaporthales; Pyriculariaceae
Exons: 2
Coding region: 1-387 (128 amino acids)
Source: RefSeq, a predicted model, not a curated record
AUGUAUUCUCUAAAGGUUUUGCAUCGGUCCAGGUCGGUCGAGACGUACGCCACGGUUCAUGUUGUCCCAGAUCUUGUUCAUUUGCGUGUUGUAGCCAAUCUCCCAGACGAAGGCGCCGGCGAAGACGGUGGCCAGCAUGGUGGCGUUCCGCUUGAACAGGAGGCUGCAGGUGCUCAGAUGUCAGAAUCAGAUGCUCGAGAACCAAUGUCAGUAAUGAUCGUUGCAGCGUGUGCGCAAUUGACGGCCGAGGCACGAUUGAAAAUGCAGCCAGAGCUUGAGAGACGGAAGCUUACCAUCGUGACGUAUGAGUUUUACCUCGACAGGGUUAUGGUGAACGUUGCUUCGGCUCGGAGACGUUGUGUUGAGAUUGUCGUCGCGCAGGAUUGA